UCGGCUUUGCUAGCUUGGCUGGCUUGGCGACUGCUUCAACAUGGCGCACAUUGAUUUCAGCUGCUGCUCAUCGCCUGCGGCAGAUGUAAUUGCUCAUGCGCUGGCCAAUCAAGUUAAUCACAAAGAUAUCCAGUCUAUAAUACAGUGCCAGAAGCAAGUGCUAGGGAGACUUGAGAAGACAAAUGAGAUGUUGAUCAACUGCAACGCACUCUCGGCAACCCGCUUCGCCGUCGCUAGCCAAGACUUGAAAAAGCACACGCAGCUCCUGUUUGAUCUCAAGAAAGACUUGGAUUCUGUCUUCAAGCGAAUUAGGUUCUUGAAGAUGAAACUAUCACAGCAGUACACAGCAGCAUUCACAGCGUGCAACACUGUGUUCUAUGCUGUCGAUGAAGAAGAUGAGCCUGAAGAGAGGCAUCCGCCCAGCAGAGGCCAGCCAGAGAAACCAGCAGACACCACAGGGAAACAGAAGCAUGUCUGUGCUCAACUGGAGGACACUCAGAGUGGUUCUUCACCACAAAGCUCAGCCACUUCGUACAACAGUGAAAACUCUUAGGCACAGAGUGGCAGUGAUCUUGCACUUCCUACACUGUUUCUUGUGUAAGUGCUGAAGUGUGUGAUAAAUCCAAGGGCAGCCCCUCCACUAGCCAAAGCAAGAAGACAAGAAGUUUAUAGAGAAUCCAGGUUUCUACAGGUGUGUAUGUGCGUGCGUAUGAUGUGAGUUGUUGCUUUGUGAAUAGUGUAAAUACAUGUGUUGUACUAAUACAAAUGGAAAAACUUAUCCUACCACUGGCCAGAGGACUUGUGUGGUUUAUGCGUUCAGUUGUGAGGCAGCCUGUCUGCCGAAACAUGAUGAGGCUGAUUGAGUGGCAUGUUGUGUCAGUCUGAAAUGCAAAAGGAACAACAUAAGUGUCCUCACUGUCUAGUGACUAGCAAUUUAGUGCCAUAGUAUAUGUCAGGACAACCCAGAAGCAAUGUGAUGGGGCCUGUAGGACAAUAGUAUCAAUUUUAUUAUGAAAACUUGACAUUGAAAGGAUGUUCAAGGGAAAUAUCAAGUUAGGCUGGAUUAAUGGCUGACAUGUCUAGAAUGUCCAGUUGGUCAGAUUCAGUGUGGGUGGUGGAUUGCCAAGCCAGAAAAGAGAUGGAAGCAAGAAAAGUGGUCGCAGUGUCACAUUAAUAUUUGCACACCAGGUCUCCAUGGCAAUAUUGGGGUGUGCUAGUUUCUAUUUAGAGCUAAUUAAUUGUUGAGUAUAAAUUAUUACAUAGCAUUCAAACGUGCACAAUGGCUAAGCCUUAGAGCUUUAUGGAGCUUCUGGGAACAUUUGCUGUAUACAAGAGGAGCCAACUACAUAAAAACACUUCUUUAUUACAUUGUAAUUAAGAUACUGCCUACCAAGUGAUAAAGAUUUUGUCUUGUUGCUUUAACUCUAUUACUUUCUUUUAGAUAUUCAGCUCCCCGCAAGUUUCUUAAAGAGUGUUCAUGUUAAUGUUUGCAGUUAAUUUCAGUUUCAUACAGUAAUGCUUCUGCCAGAUAAUUAGCUUUGAUUCUUGUAGAAGGCAGUUGGCAAUAAAAUUAUAUUGUGUGACUAAAGCACAAAACAUGUGUGAGUACAGCAGAACCAAAGCAAAAUAUUGUUACAUGUAUAAAACUAUUUACACAGUGUAUAUACAAGGUGUAUAUAGACAGCAGCCGAGGAUCCCGAGAGGCUGUUGCCACUUCGUCGUCUUCACCAUCGACGACCUUGUUCUCUUUUGCCGCUGUAACACGACCCCCGACAGAAAAAGCACCGUCCCGGUACUUCAGACGGAGCCGUCGGUGAGGGCAUAGUAAGGCUUAAGCCGAGAGACAUGUACGACAUCAGGUGAUGUGGAACCGGGUGGCAUGACGGAGGUCUCGGGGAUUAUCUUGCAAGUGACAUUGGUCACUUGACAUAGAACACGGUAAGGGCCUUUGUAGCGCGGAAGGAGUUCCUGAAGACCAGAAGGUUGAAUGCGUCAUCUGCAAUGCCUUUGAUAAUGUGUCCAACCUUGUCCGCCUCUGGCAUGGACGUGUCGAUUUUAUGACAGGGCUAGGACGUCCUGAAUGUAGGAGACAUACGACUCGGUAGCAGUUUGGGCAAGCACGGUGAAUUGUUGCUUGGCAGCUAGUUGUCGAUCAGUCGGAUUACCAAAAACGUCAGACAGCUUUUCCUUGAACAAGUUCAAAGAAAGCUCUUCCUCGUGUGUGUAUAACCACAUUUGCGGUGUUCCGUCGAGGUAGAACACGACAUUGGCCAGCAUUAUGGUCGGAUUCCACCUGCUCACCUUGUUGACGUGCUCAUACAUCUUCAACCAUUCUUUCAUGUCAACACCAUCGAGGCCAGUGAACUUGCCGGGCUCUUGCGGCUGAGGUAGAGCAGUGUACUGGGUAUGUGUAGUUAGGAUUGCUCCCGCAGAUGCGGUGCCUUCCACUGGAAGCAUGGUCGCAGGCUGGGUGCGACGUCUGCUGCGGAGCUCUGUGGCGAAGACGCGUACCCUGCACGUCUACCAAAAUCUCACAUGUAUAAAACUAUUUACACGGUGUACUUACAAGGUGUAUAUAGACAGCAGCCAAGGAUCCCAAGAGGCUGUUGCCACUUCGUCGUCUUCACCGUCGACGACCUUGUUCUCUUUUGCCACUGUAACAAUAUGCUUGAAAACGACAUAUAGGUCUCAAUUUCAGUUGACUCAAGUACACUCAAAGAUGUCCGUGUGGCAGUGGUAUAACAUGAGUACAUUUAAAGCUUCAAGGUCACACUGUUUAAUUUAGUGAUACAGUAGGCAGCUUGACCAUUUUGAACAUCUCAACACAUAACUAGCACAAGCUGGAUUCUCUUAGAAGCUUUAAUUUCUGUUGCUUACAGUCCUUUUGUCGAUGAAGAAUGGCUAUUGACUAUUUCUGCAUUAAUUACUUGCAUUUGUUGGCAUUGAGAAAAAUCCAAAAUAUUUCAUCAUCAUCAUCAUCAGCCUGGCUACGCUUACUGCAGGGCAAAGGCCUCUCCCAUACUUCUUCAACUACCCCGGUCAUGUGCUAAUUGUGGGCAUGUUGCCCCUGCAAACUUCUUUAUCUCAUCUGCCCACCUAACUUUCUGCCGUCCCCUGCUACGCUUCCCUUCUCUUGGAAUCCAGUCCGUGACCCUUAAUGACCAUCGGUUAACUUCCCUCCUCAUUACAUGUCCUGCCCAUGCCCAUAUCUUUUUCGUGAUUUCAACUAAGAUGUCAUUAAUUCGCGUUUGUUCCCUUACCCAAUCUGCUCUUUUCUUAUCCCUUAACAUUACACCCAUCAUUCUUCUUUCCAUAGCUUGUUGUGUCGUCCUCAAUUUAAGUAGAACCCUUUUCGUAAGCAUCCAGGUUUCUGCCCCGUAGGCGAGUACUGGUAAGACACCGCUGUCAUACACUUUUCUCUUGAGGGUUAAUGGCAACCUGCUGUUCAUAAUCUGAGAAUGCCUGCCAAACGCACCCCUGCCCAUUCUUAUUCUUCUGAUUAUUUCAGUCUCAUGAUCCGGAUCCACAGUCACUACCUGCCCUACGUAGAUCUAUUUCCCCACCACUUCCAGUGCCUCGCUACCUAUCGUAAACUGCUGUUCUCUUCCGAGACUUAAACAUUACUUUAGUUUUCUGCAGAUUAAUUUUUAGACCCACCCUUCUGCUUUGCCUCUCCAGGUCAGUGAGCAUGCAUUGCAAUUGGUCCACUGAGUUACUAAGCAAGGCAAUAUCAUCAGCGAAUCGCAAGUUACUAAGGUAUUCUCCAUUAACUCUUAUCCCCAAUUAUUCCCAAUCCAAGUCUCUGAAUACCUCCUGUAAACACGCUGUAAAUAGCAUUGGAGAGAUUGUAUCUUCCUGCCUGACGCCUUUCUUUAUUGGGAUUUUGUUGCUUUCUUUAUGGAGGACUACGGUGGCUGUGGAGCCGCUAUAGAUAUCAUUCAGUAUUUUUACAUAUGACUUGUCUACACCCUGAUUCCGUAAUGCCUGCAUGACUGCUGAGGUUUCGACUGAAUCAAACGCUUUCUCGUAAUCAAUGAAAGCUAUAUAUAAGUGUUGGUUAUAUUCCGCACAUUUCUCUAUCACCUGAUUGAUAGUGUAAAUAUGGUCUAUUGUUGAGUAGUCUUUACGUAAUCCUGCCUGGUCCUUUGGUUCUGCCUGGUUUUGGAGUCCCAAAAUAUUUCACAGCCCUAAAAUCCUUUUCUUGAAGUGAAGCAAGCCGCAUUAAGCAUAUUUUUGAUGAUGGAAUGUGUGUAGGAAGUUGUUUUAGAUCUGUCCAAUGAUGUUGGCAUAUUGUCUGUAGAUAUGCCCUGUGGCUGCACUUGGUAAAGUGCAUAUAAGCUUCAAUUUUUUUUUCUGUGUACAAUGUAUGUGUUAGUACAGUUCUCGGUGAUUGAAAUGCGAUACUCAGACCUCAUGACAACUGGAACUUUUUGCGCCACCAGUGAAAGCUGGGUUAUUGCCAGGAACCAAAUUCAAUCCCAAUGCUUCAAAACAUCUCUUUAUUUUCAUCAUAUACCACAAUACAUCAGCUCGGUGUGCCCAGCGGCCACCCAAUGGCGCAAAAAGUGCCAACAGCCAUGCGGUCUGAGUAUCGUGUUUCAAUCGCUCGGCACUGUACAUUGCAGUGCCACAGUGUGUAUUUGUGCUUAGCUGAUGCAAGAGCAAAUGAACGAAGGGGCUUUACAUGCAUCCCCACAUGAUAUCAUUAAUAUGUUCAUUCAUAAGCACAUUGUGUGCUGCGCAUUUUUUACUAGGGCAGUAGUAGUUAGGACGGCAAGGUGUAUUCUAUUUAAGUUCAGUGACAUAUGACCAUUGUAGGAAGGGAGGAAUAGGGGCUUCACCGUGAGUGGCCACAAUGGACUCUUGCCCUUGCUGUGGGGUCUCUGUUCCACCUGAGUGCUUCAAUUCUUUGAGAGGAGAGCGCACUUGCACCCCUGAGACCUUCGAAUCAUAAGCAGUGCUGCCAGAGCUUGACUUUUUGGCAUACACUCUCUUUUUUUAAAAACAGUUUACGCACUAUAGAACAUUGUCCCACAACUGUAAUCGGCAUCUCUCUUUCUUUUGCUUCCUUUUGUGAAAACUCUGCCCUCUCUACUUUCCUGCCAAGAAUGCAAAUUAUGCUGAUAACAGCCCUAAGAAUUUCUGGAAAACCCUCUUCUCUUCAGAUUGCACUGAUAUUCCCUCACCGGUCCAUAAUUUCGGUAUGCCUGUAGCACGGGAGCAUUGCACCCUGGUUUUUAACAACUCCUUUACAGCCACAUUCACAAAUGAAAACCAUGCCAAUAUGCUGUUACUGGCAGAAUUAGAUUAUCAGUAAAUGGCUCUUAUUACUAUAACAACCUCUGGCAUCGCUUCAUUAAUUAGUAGCCUCAAGAUAUCGACUAGCUGUGGCUUUGAUGGUAUUAACCCUAAAAUCUUAAAACAUUCAGUCCUCCCUUUCAGUUUUAUCCUUAGCCAUAGAUUUCAGCAGUCACUCUCCACAGGGGAGCUUCCACAUGGCUGGAAAGUUAACAAAAUCAUACCCAUCUUCAAGUGUGGUGACGAGCACUGUAACUACCACCAGUAUCACUAACAAGUGUUCCCUGUAAAUUGCUUGAACAUAUUUUCUAAUGCCGUUCACCGCUUAGAAAGUAAUAACUUCUUUUAAAAAUUUCAGCAUGGCUUUAGGAAAUGACUCAAAGCAUGGGCACAAACACACAUUGAGACAGAUUUCCUAUAUACAAAUUUUGCUAAAGCGUUUGACUGCAUUGCUCACUGUUACCUUAUAGCUAAACUCUCAUGCUUAAAUCAAUUCAUUAACAAUAUCUUGGAUAAGGAAUCUUUUGUCACUUAAGAAGCUGAUCACUGUCAUUCAUAACCACUACUCCCUUCUCAGUAGCAUAACAUCUGGUGUACCACAGGGAAAUGUCCUUGGACCCUUACUCUUUUUAAUAUUCAGUCAUGACAUAUUUGAAAUUGCAUCAACCGUUUGACUAUUCUCUGACGAUUGCAUUAUUUGUGAUCAAAUCCACUCACCUGCUGAUCACAUAUCCCUUCAAAAAGAUCUUGAUCGUGUAACUAAUGAGUGCUUAGCUGUGCAUAUGACCCUGAAUACUGAUAAAUGUAAACUAAUGACAUUUACUGGUAAACAUUCGUAUUCCACCUUCAGCUAGGCACUUGACAGCAGCCUCGUUGCCUGCACAUCUUUAUAUAAAUACCUUGGCAUUCUAACACCAAGCUUAUCAUGGUCUGCCCACAAUGAAAAAAUAACAGGUAACUCUUUGUGCACCUUGGUUAAUUAAAACGCAACCUUCGUGAUGCUCCUUCCUUCAUGAGAAAGCUUGCGUAUCAGACAUUUGUCUAACCCCUGCUAGAAUUCUUGGCAAUAAUUUGCUCACCUCACCAGGCAUACUAAUCCACAUUCUCAACUCCAUCCAAAACCAUGCUGCACACUUUAUUGCCAGAGAUUACAAGCCAAAUUCGAGCGUAACUAGCAUUCAGUUGUCAUUGUCACUACCCUCUUUUGAAUCAUGCCAGAAUGUAGCUUUGCUUUGUCUGCCACAUAAAAUAACUCAAAACAGUGGAUGGGUGCUUACGCACCCAUCCACCGUGCCACACAUUCAUCCAUCCCUUACAUCUUCGGUCUGAUUAAUCCAUUUAACGUGUCUCCUUGCCACAUGCCGUUAAACAUUGGAAUGGUCUGCCUGAUAACAAUGCUGACGUUAACAAUCCUGUAACCUUCAGAGCAAAAAUCAUUGCAAUAUUUGGCUAGUGUUCAAUUCUUUCUUAUUUCUUGUGUACAUAACUCGUUAAUUUAUGUAAUUAUCAAAGAGUGGUAUUAACUGUAUAAACUUGCAUUCUAAUAAAGGUUUUUACCUUACAAGGAUUA
Dermacentor andersoni is the source of this 6868-nucleotide messenger RNA. RefSeq names its product kxDL motif-containing protein CG10681. The record is from RefSeq and is a predicted model, not a curated record. NCBI's taxonomy places the organism in Eukaryota, Metazoa, Arthropoda, Arachnida, Ixodida, Ixodidae. Gene Ontology annotation, biological process: lysosome localization. Gene Ontology annotation, cellular component: BORC complex.